AUGGGGUGGGAUGCUUUUGGUCUUCCUGCGGAGAAUGCGGCGAUUGAUCGCGGUGUUUUGCCUGAUGAAUGGACUCGCAAGAACAUCCAGAAUAUGCGCAAACAACUUAGGGAUGACAUGAAAUUAUCGUUUGAUUGGACGCGUGAAAUCGCCACCUGCAACCCAAACUAUUAUAGAUGGACUCAGUGGCUAUUUAUUAAGCUUUUCGAAGCUGGACUGGCGUAUAAGCGAUUAGCCGAAGUAAACUGGGACCCCGUUGACAAAACGGUUCUUGCAAACGAACUUGUUGAUGCUGAAGGGAGAUCUUGGCGUUCUGGGGCGCUAUCACUGAAAGAUGGCCUUGGAGAGAUUAGGGGUCAACAGUGGCGUGAUGUCAUCCAAAUGCAAGAGGGUUGGAUCGGUCCAAACGAUGGCUUUGUUGUGGAAUUUGAUCUAGUCUUUCAUUCCACUGACAAGGAGCACCAAGGCGAACGUCUGGCUGUUUUCACCAAACAGCCUGGCCUUGCGGCUGCCGGAGCUAUCAGCUUUGUCGCCGUGGGACCCCAGAGCAUAUUUUGGAAUGAACGGUUCCGAUUUCCCCAAAACAUAUGUGAAGUUAAUGGCUCUCGAAAGCUGGUUGUCACGAGUUCAUGCUCAUCCCUGGGCAAACUCUCUGUGCAACCUGCCGCAUCGCGCCAUCCUUGGCCCGAGAGGCUCAACAUUAGCGUUAAACACCUCCUCACAGGCACCUACAUCCCACUUGUAUACGAUCCAGAGCUGCAUUCCAGCGUCGAGUACGAAACGGUGAUCGAGUUAGGCACACCCGAUAUCUGUGACCGCCAUAGGGAGUUGAGCCGCUUCCUUGAUCUUCCACCACCUGAAUGCCAAAUUGAUCUCACUUCCCCUGCGGAAACCGACAAUGAGUUACGAAUCAGGAUCAAACGGAGCCCUCUACCGGAGUCGGUAUCGAAAAGAUUGGUCGGUAUCAAGGCAGCGGUAUUGGGCCACGCCAAUUCCUCUUAUAUCCUGUCCGAACUGCGGGGUGCUGUGAUGGAGUACGCGCAAGACACGGGUCUUGAUCUUACAGUAAAGAGCACAUUUGAGAUGGUUCCCGUGCCGGAGGAGGACCUACCAGUCGAAUUGCCUCCUCUAAAAGUGCCCCUGAAACGCGGUGAUGCCCCUCUAAAGGAGAACACUGAAUGGCGUCAUACUACUUGCCCACGUUGUGGAAGUCCAGCCGAGCGUGAGGUCGACACGUUGGACACUUUCGUCGAUUCCUCCUGGUAUUAUCUUCGUUUCCUCGACCCAACGAACUCUAAGGAGAUCUGCUCGCGCGACAACGCGCACAAGCACAUUCCUGUGGAUAUAUACAUUGGUGGCAUCGAACACGCCAUUCGUCACCUCUUCUACGCGCGCUUUAUUGCUCACUUCCUGCAUCGCGAGCUUGGCCUGUUGCCUUGUCGGGAGCCGUUUCGACGCUUCCUCCCCGUCGGUCUGGUGAUGGGGAGGACUUUCAGGAGUUCAAUCACGGGGCAGUACUUCCCUGCGCAGGAUAUAGACAAAGACAGCAGUGGUAAGCAACCCUAUCCGCCGUAG
Molecule: messenger RNA, 1575 nt
Organism: Echinococcus granulosus
Lineage: Eukaryota; Metazoa; Platyhelminthes; Cestoda; Cyclophyllidea; Taeniidae
Product: Leucyl-tRNA synthetase
Exons: 10
Coding region: 1-1575 (524 amino acids)
Biological process (GO): leucyl-tRNA aminoacylation; mitochondrial translation
Cellular component (GO): mitochondrion
Molecular function (GO): ATP binding; leucine-tRNA ligase activity
Source: RefSeq, a predicted model, not a curated record